Molecule: messenger RNA, 910 nt
Organism: Cuscuta campestris
Lineage: Eukaryota; Viridiplantae; Streptophyta; Magnoliopsida; Solanales; Convolvulaceae
Source: the annotation of a GenBank genome assembly
AAUUAACCUUCGAGUUUUCACUAAAUGACGAGUUUGAGGGGACAUUUUACAGAAUAACAUAGCAAGAAAGCAUCACCAAUUGAUAUGGCAUAUCUAUAAAUCAACGGUUUCUCUCUAGAAAAAACUUAGAAAUUGGGAACCCUACUCGAGCAGAGACUAGAGGGACAGAGAAUGUCCAGAAGGUUCGAGAAGCGAAAGGAAGACGAGAGCCGUGCCUUCGAAGGCGAAGACCGCCCUAAGAAGACUACUAAGACUGACGUGUCCGAUGAGUCCGACGGGAUCGUCGUGUGUGAGCUUUCGAAGAACCGUAGGGUUUCUGUGAGGAUCUGGCAGGGGAAGCCUGUGCUUGAUAUCCGCGAGUUUUAUGUGAAAGAUGGAAAACAGAUGCCUGGCAAAAAGGGCAUUUCAUUACCCAUGGAACAGUGGCAUGUACUUCGAGAGCAUGCGGAAGAAAUUGACCAGGCGCUCAACUAAAAUAUCAUUAUAACUUGCGCUUUGUUUCGAUCUUAUUUUAUUUUUUUGCUGGGGAAAAGGAAACAACUCUUAUUGAGGAGGAGAAACAAAAAAGAUGUAUGUUGCAUUCUGGCUAUAAUGGCUGGGGAAGUAGACAUGUUUGAACCUAGUAGUUUGUUACAACCGAGUAGAUUUUAACCCGCACAAUGCAAGGUAAGAAGUAAACCACGAUCGAGUUGUCAGUUAAUAGGUGAGAAGGCCACCGCCAAGAAUACCGCCCGCUGUCGUCGUCCCAAUCUUUAGUGCCGCCACUAAUUGCCGGAAAAGGGCGGGGGGAGGGCAGUUUUUUCAAUUGGGUGGGUGUGGGCUUGUGUUUUCCAAUUUUAUAAGGAGGGGCAUUUUUGGAAGGUCAAAGUCAUAUUUAUUCCUUCCUUAAAAAUGAACUUUAGUCAAUGUG